CCCCUCUUUCUGUGUCUUUCAUGCUUCACGUUUUUUUUUCUCCCCCUCAGCUUCUACUUCCUUCAGAAGGUUGUAUUGUGUCCAUGCUCCUCCCUCUUUCUCCUUUAACUGCUGCAGAAAAAAAAGCUCUUCACCUCUGCUCCUCUUUGUUCCUCUGAAGAAUAAAAAGUUUGCUCCACUUCUUUCACAUUUUUGAAACCUUACACCCCUGAUUUUUUCUCCUCCCUUCAGCAGAGGCCGGCACAGACUUCCUGUAUAGUUCUUCCUUCAUACUCUUCACUGUACCCUCCUCCUCCUCCUCCUCCUCCCCCACUGACCUCUCCUCCCUCCCUCCCUCUCUUCAGCUCACCCUCUCUCUUCCUGAGCUCACUCUGUCGCUGGCGUUCGUGUUGACUGGCCAGAGUCCGCGAGCUGAACGCCACCAUCAUCUCCGUCUGAUCCGCCGCCUUCCUCCCUCAGCCUCUCCCUUUGUCUCUCUCUGUCUCUCUCUCUCUUUUUCUGUCACUGCAGCUCCUCACACGUUCAUCUCUGUCCAGCCCUCAGGGUAAGUAGUCCAGAAAAUAUUUCACACUUGACUGAGUCUGCUCACACACACACACACACACACUUGGUGAGUGUAUUGCAGGUUGAGGGAGAAGUGUGUAACAGGUACUUUAAAGCUCAAACUCCCUCGGAGAGCAGAGUGAGGAUGUAACUCUGGGACAGUAUGAUGGAGAUGUUCCUCCUCUCUCCCUGCUGCUGCUGCUGUAAAGUUAGUUUAAGGUGGGGGUUGUUUCAUGUGUGUUACCCUUGACCUCCAUCAUUCCUCUCAUUCCUCUCAGAGUCUGGAUUUGGUUAGCUUUACAGAGAUUUGUUCAGGAUGUGCAGAAAAGUUCAUCUGAGUUCAUAGUUUGACUUUUUAAACUGUUUCGAACAUCCAAAUCGUAUUUUCUCAUUUGCGUUUUCUUCCUCAUCUCAUUUUUGGACUUCUGUUUUUUUCCAGAGCCCACCAGCCGCUGGUUCCUCACACCACUUCCUGGUCCGUGUUCGAACUUCUGAUUGGCCAUGGCGUACCAUAGCUUCCUGCUGGAACCAAUUAGCUGCCACGCCUGGAACAAAGAUCGGACCCGUGAGUCUGCCCCGCCGUCUCUGAUUGGCUGCUGGCUUUCUGUUACAAACGGUUUAAAUCACACACACACACACACACACACACACACACACACAUCAUGGAAGAUCUUGCUAACUCUUGAGUGUCCAAGUCCUGCAUUAGACGGAGGUUUGCGAUUGGCUCCCAGGUGGGUGAAGGUAUUUCCUGUUUCCUGUAACGGUGAGGGCGGCGACUCGGAGGCCUUUUGAGAGAGGCUCUUGUGCUCCGUUAGCUGCAGGAAACUGAGGCCAUAUUUGGUCGUUUUGAUCUGAGCUUCAGUUUCUGGGCAGAGCGGAUGUAACAGGCGGCUGUGGUCGAGUCCUUGAGUCAUACAGUUGUAGUUUCACUCAACUUGCAAGCUGCACACUAAAGUUCGCUCCAGUUAGAGGCUGAACAAAAAUGCACAGAGAAGCACCCCCACUGCUGCUACACACACACACACACACACACACGCAUGCACACGUGCACACACAGCUUCUGACUCAUCUGCUGACUAAAACAUGUGCAGGGUUUGCUACAACACCAUGGGAAGAAAGGUCGCACAUUGUCUAUUUAAAGAAACCGUGUGUGUGUGUGUGUGUGUGUGUGUGUGUGUGUGUUGCCUGCAGGCUGAUACAUACUGUAUUUAUCUAGUUUCCUCCGCUCAGCUGAUCGCUCCAACAUAAACUCCUCCCCUUCGAUCUUUGGACUUUGUCCUCACACUGAUGUAUUUUCUCUUUAUUCGCUUCACAGCUCUCCUCUCUGUUUCCUCUCCUCGUACCUGAUCUCUCUGAAUUUGUCUUUUUUCUUUGCGCUUCAGAAAUCGCCCUCUGCCCAAACAACCACGAGGUCCACAUCUACAAGAAGGAUGGGACCAAGUGGAGCAAGAUCCAUGAGCUGAAAGAGCACAACGGGCAGGUGACAGGUGAGAGGGACCCCACUCCUGUCUCUGUUUGUAGGAGGAACAGGAGCUUCAGAGACUCGAACCGACCGAAGAAACACAAAACAAACAAAGAAACACAAAACAAACAAAGAAACACAAAUACACAAACCUUCAACUCUACACCUACUGAGCAUGUGCACACAGAGGCUACAGUCCUCAUCACAACAGACUGGUUUUGACUCCUGGCCAGAGCCCUUUGCUGCAUGUCACCCCUGCUCUCUCACACACACACACACGCACACACACACACACACACACACACACACACACACACACACACACACACACACACACACACACACACACACACACAGGCACAUAAACAUUUCCUGUCUCUCCUCGGCUGUCUAAUCUAGGACAAAAUACCCAAAAACAAACACAGAGAGAGAAACAGCUCUUUACAAGUUUUUAUAACAAAGCUGUUUGACUGUGAGGGCUGUAAUUUAGUUAAAAUACAGGAUUAAUUUUAAUUUUUUAAUUUUUUUUUUUUACUUUAAACAAGCAAAAAAAAGGAAAGAGACAAAAACAUACGAAAGAUAAAGAGAAAAAAAUAAUUACAGGAGGGAGAUUUUUUUUUUAUUUCCAUUUUAAGAUUAAAGUCGAAAUUUAAAAAAUAAAAAGUUUUUAAAAUUUCAAGAUCAAAAUUUUAAAAAGUCGAAAUGAAAUUCUGUAUGGCUUAAAUUUGUCGUCGCCAUCCAUGUGCCAGAGCGCAUUGGGUCCUCGGUUUAAGUAAUGCCUGCACCUCAGAUGUCAGGCGAAAUUUCGACUUUAUUCAUGUUGAAUUUAGUCUUGGAAUUUUAACUUUAAUCUCGAAAUUUAAAUUUGAUUCAUGAAAUUGACUUUAUUCUGGAAAUGUCGAAUCAUGAAAAUAUGGUCCAGUUAGACGGCUUUAAAACCGAAGCAUCACGUUUACACUGCAGAUCAAGGAAGUCUGAGGAAGGCGUCUGUUUUUCUGAAAAUGUUGAACUACUCCUUUAAAACCACAGCUGUAAACACUGACAGGUGUGUCUCCCUCACAGGUAUAGACUGGGCCCCUGACAGUAACCGUAUCGUAACCUGUGGAGCCGACCGUAACGCCUACGUGUGGACCCUCAAAGAGGGCGCGUGGAAGCCCACCCUGGUCAUCCUCAGGAUCAACCGCGCCGCUCGCUGUGUGAAGUGGUCGCCACGAGAGAACAAGUUCGCCGUGGGCAGCGGCUCUCGCCUCAUCUCCAUCUGCUACUUUGAGCAGGAAAACGACUGGUGAGGUUUUUUUUCUCCCACUAAUUGACGAGAAAAACGGCGUGUGAUAAUCCUGAACUUCACUCACGGGGUCUUCUGGUGUUUCUGCCUUCAGGUGGGUUUGUAAGCACAUCAAGAAGCCGAUCCGCUCCACCAUCCUGAGUCUGGACUGGCAUCCCAACAAUGUCCUCCUGGCUGCAGGGUCAUGUGACUUCAAAUGCAGGUACCAGACGACCACGAGAGAUUUUUGUUUUUCUUUCACAUGCUCAACAAUUACAUGAAAGGAGCUCCUGUCUGAAAUGAUUUAAAGGGAUAUUCCGGCGUAAAAUUAAUUUAGGGUCAAACACUCACCUACUCUCUUCCAGCAGCUGCUUAUUUGUAGCGAGAUCUCGGGCCUGAGGUCCGUAAUGGACCGGCCUGAGGUCUCGCUACAAACAAGCGUCUGCUGGAAGAGAGUAGGUGAGUUGUGUUUAGUCUCUUUGCUAAAGAAAUGAGUCAAAGUUAAAAAGAUGUUUGGUGGCUAGUACUAUGGCUACUAUGGCUAUAUGUACUAACCUCAGUAGAACAUGGUUCAGUUCCGUUCAGUAACAGAACCUCAUUGGAAAAUUAGCUGAUUUAACUUUACUGUGCUCUUGUUCAAAUAUAUUAACUCAACAGCACAUAAAUCCAUACCUGUUAACAAAAUCAGGAUUUUAUUGAUAAUUCGGCUCAAUAAAAACACCUUUACCUUUUCAUUUUACUAGAAGUUUCUUGGCUCAGCUUACAGACUAUAAAAGUGGAGAAACGUCCCCACUUCAGUUUGUUUUCUUUGGAGUUAGAACAACUCUGAAUAUAGUACUAUGUCUGUGACCCUAUAUGUCCUGUUGAUGAAGUUAGGUGCUGUUCUGAGCAUUAUUUGUGGCUAUAGAGUGGCGUUUUAGUUGAGGGCGUGGCUCUCUGUAUUUCUAUCCUGCGGUCGUUACUAAAGUUGGUAUAACUAGAGAAGCAAGCGGUCGACAACAUUCAUCUCUGGAGGGGGGGGUCUAACUCGGUGUUACGGUGUGUUUGACCCUAAAUUAAUUUUACACCGGAAUAUCCCUUUAAAUCCAAAGCUAAUUUCUCGCCUCCUUACGUCGUCUUCCUGACCCCUCUGGCCUCCUCAGGGUGUUCUCCGCCUACAUCAAGGAGGUGGAGGAGAAGCCCGGUCCCACCCCCUGGGGCAGCAAGAUGCCGUUUGGUGAGAUGUUGUUUGAGUCCGGAGGAUCUGGAGCUGCGAGUCAGACUUCAGGUGGAGGUGGCGGCUGGGUGCACAGUGUGUGUUUCUCUCACUCUGGAAACCGUCUGGCCUGGACCUGCCAUGACUCCACAGUGUCUGUCGCCGAGGGAGGCAAGACCGGCACGUAAGAGACUGUGGUCUGUGUGUGUGUGUGUGUGUGUGUGUGUGUGUGUGUGUGUGUGUGUGUGUGUGUGUGUGUGUGUGUGUGUGUGUGCAGUCUGACCUUUUUUUUAUGACUCCACAGGGUGAACAGUCUGAGCUCUGAGACACUUCCUCUGCUGUGUGUCACCUUCAUCACUGAGAACAGCAUCGUAGCAGCUGUAAGUACUCCAGACCUUUACAGUACAGAUUCAGAACACAGUUACUUGGUUAUUAUUAUUAUUUUUUUAUCAAUUUCACACAUUUAUGUUGUGGUUUUUUCCUGCCAAAACAUUGACGCACCGAGACGUCGUCUACCCUGACUUAUUUAGUCGGUGUGUGGAUGUUUGUAGUCUGACGUCUGCCGUCUCACUAUUAAUAAAAAAACAACAAAAUGCUGAACCAAAACUUCUUUCACAUUGCUUUUUGAAAACAACACAUUAUUUAAUUUGUCCCUUCAGUCGCUAAAAAACAAAGUAAGUCAAUAAAAAGUCAGAAAACUAUUAAAACCGACCACAAAUAAAAAAACUGAAAAAUCCGUCCAAAUUCAUCGUUGGCACUGAAUGAGUUGAAAGAGGAAAAUAAAAACUUAAAUGAAAAUGUCUUUGCUCUGUUUUUGACUGUAUUUCAGGGCCACGACUGUUACCCGGUGCUGUUUGUGUACGACAGCGCUAAAGGCAGCCUGGCGUUUGGGGGUAAGCUGGACGUUCCCAAGCAGGCGGCCCAGAAGGGGAUCAGCGCCAGGGAACGUUUCCAGAACCUGGACCGUCGGGCCUCAGAGACCCAGUCCACUGAUAAGGACCUGACCAGCCUGCACAAGAACAGCAUCAGGUAGGAGGAAGAAAAACAUGUUCAGAGUCAUGUUAGGGUAUAAAUGUUGGACUUCGGUCUUUAAGGAAUCGAGAACAAAAUGAGAAAAACACUCAUUUAUUAUCAUAUAUACAUUUAAUAUGCUCUUUGCUGUCCUGUGGAUACAAGUAUAUUUCUAUGUCCAGACAGUUUUAAAAUCAGCAGAUCAGGAGCGAUAAAAGUGGAAUUAAAAUUAUUCUAAUACCCUCGAAUAAGUCCUUCGCUGUUCUUCCACAUUGAAACCUUCAGUUUUAGACUCAGCUGUGUGUUUGAGGCGUUUUGUUGUAUCUCUGUUAAACAUAAGACACCCACAUGUUUGUAUGCGGACUAACGAUGAGUCUAAAACAUUAUUCUUCAGUCAAAUCUCAGUGCUGGAAGGAGGAAGAAACCAGUGCACCAAGUUCUGCACCACUGGCAUGGAUGGAGGAAUGGGCCUCUGGGACGUCAAGGUAACACACACCGGAGCUCGUACCAACAACACUGAUGUGGUCUGAUGUUUGAUUUGUUAAAAACAUGAACGUUACUCUUCAUAAUUUGACUUUUAUUUUCUUUUUAGACUCUGGAGUCUGCAGUGAAGAACUUGAAGAUAGUCUGAUGUCCAAAUGAAGUUGACGUCACUCCAACAUGCGCUUCUGGAGAUAUGAAGGAAACUGCUGCCUUAUAGCACAAAGCUUCUUAGCUGUAUUUUAAUCAGGUAUUUUUGAUAUUCAAGUUAAACGAUCGUCCAACUCCUCAGGUCAGCCUGUGUUUGUAAUCCCUCUGUAAUACUCUCUGUUGAGCUUGUUAAGUCCGGCACAGUAAACAGAGGGAGUGAGCGCAGGCUGCGAACGGUACUUAAAGAGUUAGAUUAGUUUAAUCACAAAGAGCUUAAAGCUGGAGUUUAUAUCAAUCAGGAUGAAAGGCGAUGAAAGUGUUUGUUAUUUUUUUAAAGCUUAUGCUGGUCAUAAUAUGCAUUAAAUAAAGGAUUGCUGUUACAGCGCUCAACAAGUCAUUACGGGUACGUUUGUCCAAGUCAGAGUCAGAGUCGAGGCCAAAUGAACCGUUUGAAGAAGUUUUGAAAAGGAAUAAAAGGAAAGUCUACGUUCACACUAAA
This is a messenger RNA of Xyrichtys novacula (pearly razorfish), 6604 nucleotides long. The record is from the annotation of a GenBank genome assembly. Lineage: Eukaryota; Metazoa; Chordata; Actinopteri; Labriformes; Labridae.